Molecule: messenger RNA, 6769 nt
Organism: Postia placenta MAD-698-R-SB12
Lineage: Eukaryota; Fungi; Basidiomycota; Agaricomycetes; Polyporales; Adustoporiaceae
Exons: 9
Coding region: 83-6769 (2228 amino acids)
Biological process (GO): nucleotide-excision repair, DNA gap filling; base-excision repair, gap-filling; leading strand elongation
Cellular component (GO): nucleus; epsilon DNA polymerase complex
Molecular function (GO): zinc ion binding; DNA binding; DNA-directed DNA polymerase activity
Source: RefSeq, a predicted model, not a curated record
AACUGCUGUUUCCUCCUUCUCACCUCCGACAUUCACUCAGCUGGGGCUUCUCUCACUCUGAGCCGCAGCACACCUGUCGCCUAUGGCGCGUGGUUCAUACAGCGGUGGGACCCGUAGAGGACGAGGCAAUUCGCGCUUCGGGUAUCGUGGUGCCAAUUCUUUUCGAGGCGGGCGAGGCAGGGGACGAGGGCGCGGUGGCGCGCCAGCAGAUGCACAGCCUCAAAGGGAGGAUGAUGGCACUCAGCUUGCAGAGCGGUUCGAACAAGUGACUCUCAAUGACGAGGUAGAUGAGAAGCUUGGGUUCCCGCGCGUUCAAGAGGGUCCGCGUAAGGAAGGAUGGCUGGUCAAUAUGCAUCCUACAUUAACGAAGGAUGCAGACUGGCCGUCAGGGAAGGCUGCUAUAGACUUCUACUUCCUUCAAGACGACGGCGGCAUGUUCAAAUGCACUUUUCAAUACGAGCCGUACUUCUAUAUAGCAUGCAAGAGCGGAAUGGAGACGAUCAUAGAGGAGUGGCUGAUGAAGAAGUACGAAGCACAUAUCUGUCGCAUUACAAGGGAGAGGAAAGAGGAUCUCAAACUUCCCAACCACCUCCUAGGACAUAGACGGCUUUAUCUCCAGCUGCAUUUCCGGAACGUGUCCGACUUGCUUGCUGUUCGACGAGACAUCAUGCCGCUGGCCCUUGCUAAUAGCGCCAAGCUGGACGCAGUAGAUGCUUAUGCCGAGGUUGUAAACUCUACUGCGGAUGCAGACAUCUCCAUAGGCAUGGAAGACGAAUGGGGCGUCGAUGUCGAUAUGGGUACAAGCACCGCUCAGGCAGCAGGGGCACGCGAUAAAGAUCCACGGGAGGGCAUCAUCGACAUCCGCGAGUUCGAUGUUCCUUAUUAUUUGCGAGUCGCCAUGGAUAACGACAUCCGUGUCGGACUGUGGUACGCCGUGACGUUCACAGCGGGGCAGCCAUCAUUCAAGCAACUUACUGAGCGUGUCAAACGUGCGGACCCCGUCGUUAUGGCAUACGAUAUUGAGACAACUAAGGCACCGCUCAAGUUCCCCGACCAGGCUAUCGAUCAGGUCAUGAUGAUCUCGUACAUGGUCGACGGCCAAGGGUUCCUCAUCACCAAUCGGGAUAUCGUGAGUGAAGACAUCGAGGAUUUCGAGUACACCCCCAAAGAAGGAUAUGAAGGCCCGUUCACCAUCUUCAACGAACCUGAUGAGGCGGCAACAAUACGCAGAUUCUUCUCGCAUGUGCAGGACGUAAAGCCUACUGUCAUGGCGACGUUCAACGGAGACUUCUUCGAUUUCCCCUUCCUCUGCGCGCGCGCUAAGGUCCAUGGUAUCGACAUGUUCCUCGAGAUAGGCUUUGCGAAAGAUUCUGAAGAUGAAUUCAAGAGUCGGACCUGCGUGCAUAUGGACUGUUUCCGCUGGGUCAAGCGGGACUCCUAUCUUCCUCAAGGUAGCCAGGGUCUUAAAGCCGUGACGACCGCAAAGUUAGGGUAUAAUCCGAUCGAAUUGGAUCCCGAGUUGAUGACGCCGUACGCAAUGGAGCAACCACAAACACUGGCGCAGUAUUCCGUCUCCGAUGCCGUUGCAACGUACUACCUGUACAUGAAAUACGUUCAUCCCUUCAUCUUUUCGCUAUGCAACAUUAUCCCGCUGAAUCCCGACGAGGUCUUAAGAAAAGGCAGCGGGACGCUCUGCGAGACUUUGCUGAUGGUGGAAGCAUACCGCGGUAAAAUUAUCAUGCCAAACAGGCACGAGGAUGAAUAUGGCAACAUGUACGAGGGUCACUUGUUGGCCUCGGAGACCUACGUUGGCGGCCACGUCGAAGCGCUUGAGGCAGGGGUCUUCCGCAGCGACAUCCCAACUCAUUUCAAGAUUGAGCCUGCGGCCGUUCAGAAGCUGAUUGAUGAACUCGAUGCUGCCCUCACUUUCUGUCUUGUGGAAGAGUCGAAGGCGUCGCUCGAGAGCGUCACUAAUUAUGACGAGGUCAAAGCUCAAAUACAAGUUGCCUUAGAGGAAAUGCGAGACAACCCCUUGCGGAUGGACGAGCCACUCAUUUACCAUUUGGAUGUCGCUGCCAUGUACCCGAACAUCAUGUUGUCGAACCGGCUGCAACCGGAUUCCGUGGUCGACGAGUCCGUGUGCGCGGUCUGUGACUAUAAUCGACCAGGUAAAGCAUGUGACCGCCGUAUGACCUGGGCAUGGAGAGGAGAGUUCUUCCCGGCAAGGCGAGACGAAUUCAAUAUGAUCAAGCAUGCUCUGAACCAAGAGACCUUCCCUCCAAAGCGUCCUGGUCAGCCUCAGCGUAAAUUCGUCGAUCUUUCCGACGCAGAACAGACGGCUCUACUGCACAAGCGACUUGGCGACUACUCGCGCAAAGUAUACAAGAAGAUCAAGGACACGAAGGUCGAGAAUCGCGAGGCCAUUAUAUGUCAGCGAGAGAAUCCCUUCUAUAUCGAUACCGUUCGUCGCUUCCGAGACCGUCGAUACGAGUAUAAGGGGCUUCACAAGACCUGGAAGAAAAACCUGGAUACAGUGCUCGCAGAGCACCGCUCAAUCGCUGAGGUCGACGAGGCCAAGAAGAUGAUCGUACUGUACGAUUCCUUGCAGCUGGCCCACAAGUGCAUCCUGAAUUCGUUCUACGGCUAUGUGAUGCGAAAGGGCGCUAGGUGGCAUUCGAUGGAGAUGGCUGGCAUCACCUGCUUGACGGGUGCGACCAUCAUCCAGAUGGCCCGCCAACUGGUGGAGCAAAUCGGCCGACCGCUGGAGCUCGAUACUGAUGGUAUCUGGUGUAUGCUCCCCGGUAUCUUCCCCGAAAACUUCAAGUUCAAACUCGCCAAUGGGAAAGCGAUCAGUAUGUCCUAUCCUUGCACCAUGCUGAAUCAUCUCGUCCACGCCCAAUUCACAAACCACCAAUAUCACGACCUCGAUCCCGAGACUGGCGAGUACAAAGUGCACAGCGAGAACUCCAUAUUCUUCGAACUGGACGGACCGUACAAAGCCAUGAUCUUGCCGUCAUCGAAGGAAGAGGACAAGUUGCUGAAGAAGCGUUAUGCGGUCUUCAACGAUGAUGGAUCCCUCGCUGAACUGAAGGGCUUCGAGGUCAAACGUCGCGGUGAACUGCAGCUGAUCAAGAUAUUCCAGUCGCAGAUUUUCGAGCGUUUCCUCCUUGGGAACACAACUGAAGAGUGCUACUCUGCCGUUGCUCAAGUGGCAGACCGUUGGCUUGAUGUCCUCUUCAGCAAAGCGGAGAAUCUCGGCGACGACGAGUUGGUGGAACUUAUCGCCGAAAAUAGAAGUAUGUCGAAGACUCUGGCCGAAUACGCUGGGCAGAAAUCUACUUCGAUCAGUACCGCAAAGCGAUUGUCAGAAUUCCUGGGUGCUCAGAUGGUCAAAGACAAGGGCCUUGCUUGCAAGUUCAUUAUUUCUGAACGUCCCAUGGGCGCUCCAGUUACCGAAAGGGCUGUACCGGUCGCAAUCUUCUCUGCUGAAGAAAACGUCAAGCGCACAUAUCUUCGCAAGUGGCUGAAGGACAACAGUUUGACGGCCUUCGACAUCCGAUCAAUUCUUGACUGGAAUUACUACAUCGAGCGGUUGGGCUCUGUUAUUCAAAAACUCAUUACUAUCCCAGCAGCUAUGCAAAAGGUGGCGAAUCCUGUGCCUCGUAUCCGGCACCCGGAUUGGUUGCACCGCCGAGUCGCCGCCUUGGAGGACAAGUUUCGUCAGCAUAAGGUUACGGACUUCUUCAAGCAGAGAACUGAUGUCGACGAGGAGCCGCAAGACAUAGAAGACACGGGCACGCGCAUACGACCUAACGACCGACCACGGCUAGCAGUUGUCAGUCGCAAGAACAUGCGUCGCGAAGUGACGCCGGAACCGGAGGAGACUGCAGUCAAUGCACCUCAUCCUUCUGUCAACUAUCCGGAGUGGCUCAGGCUUUCCCAGAAAGCGAGAUGGAGAAGUCGUCGAGCUGGUCAACAAGUCGUGCCGGAGAUGUUCAAAAGUGUUGCCACGAGGCAAAGACCGCAUAGCCGCUGGGAUAUUGUCCAGAUUCGUCCGACUAGAGUGGCGGGACGCUUCGUGCUGUGGCUGGCCGUUGGCGGGGAUCUGAUCUCUAUACCACUUCGUAUCCCACGCGAGUUCUAUCUUCACCUUCGGACCCCCGCUAAGCCGAACCAAUUUAGCAAGGAUAUGUACUCCUCCGAGAAGGUUACCCGAGGGUUGCCUCGAGAAAGGCCGUGCGUAAACUUGUACAAGAUUUCCGUCAGGGAGGACGUGUACAUCAGUGGACAAGAACAUUUUAUCGAUCUCACGAAUGAUCCUAAUGUCGAUGGUGUAUACGAACUGCAGCUGCCGUUGAUCACGCGAGCCCUCUUGAGGUUGGGGAAGACAUGCGUCAGUGCCAUCAAUGGCAUGUCUUUGAACAGAGCCGAAACAAUCGGAUUUGACCUAGACCAGCUCGGCCGCGUGGGUGUCGGGUCCAAGCGCAAAUAUUUGGAUGAGGGUAGGGCCGGGAAGUACAUCUUCCUAUAUCAUGCGUGUGCUAGCAAUGCCCCCGUACACGUCUUCGCCCUGUUUAUUCCCGGCAAUCCGGUCAAGCUGCAUAUAGUCGAUCCCGCGACUCGACGCCAACCGAUACCGCGCUUGGCAGAGGUCUACGCUGACAGCGUCGGCAAACGGCUGCAAACUAGCGGAAGCAACGUCUCAUAUGCCUAUCCACCUACGUGUGAGUUUUCUAGUAACUACCACGGCAACGACGUUGCUGCCCUGAAAGCAAUUUCCCGGGAGCUCGGGCUCGUUGAAACCCAGUCCUACAUGAUCGUUAUUUCGUCCAUGAAGGAGCAGACAUACUUCGACGCUUACGUUCCCAGAUUGUCCAAGUUCCCCGUCAUAUCGAUGUCGAAGGCAAAGGCGCCCCACACCUUGGAUGUAUUCCCCUGGCAUACCAGCGUGGCCCAGAAGAUGGUUAACCGCUAUCUGUCCAUGGGGACGUGGUUGGAUAGAACGAUCGCGUUAGCCGACUACUACAACAUGCCUUUGGGACAUAUCGACGGGGAUCAACCAUUGCUUCUUUCCGAUAUUGAGUUCGCUCGGCGACUUACUGAACACGACUUGGUUCUAUGGUGGUCACCUGGUGACAAGCCGGACCUGGGCGGAGCAGAGGACGACUGCAGACCUUCUGAAGAAUUGCCCAAGACGGAAUUUAUGUCUUCUGGGUGCUACUCGAACGUCUGUCUAGAGAUCACGGUUCGAAAUCUGGCUGUCAACGCGGUUUUGCAUUCCGUCAUCGUGAACGAACUGGAGGGUAGCGGAGGAGCGACCGCUUUCGACUCUUCCCAUACUCUCGACGAGUACGCCGGCGGUGAUUCGCAGCGAGAUCUGACCCUAGGGGACUCGAGCGUAUCGCCUCAGACGUUCUCGAUACUGAAGUCCAUGGUGAAGACGUGGUUGCUCGACAAGAUCCAAGGCAACUUCGAGAGUCCAGCGACGAUUGCGAUCGACCAUUUCUGGAGGUGGAUAAGUUCAAAUGCGUCGCAUAUGUACGACCCCAGCAUACAUCGCUUCGUACACGGUCUCAUGCGGAAGACAUUCAUUCAAAUGUUGGCCGAAUUCAAGCGUUUAGGCUCGCAUGUGGUCUACGCAGACCUCACUCGCGUUCUCCUGGUUACUUCCAAACCUCCUGGUACUGCUCAUGCCUAUGCGACGUAUAUCACUACCGCGGUGACGUCUCAUGAACUUUUCCAGCACGUCUAUUUGCACACAGAGCGAUUCUACGACUUCCUCCUGUUCAUGGACCAGGCCAACCUAAGCGGAGUGGUUUGUGAGGACCCAUUGGCUGUCAACCCUCCUGAAGAGCUGACCAUCGAAAUGCGGUGGAACAUCGAGACCUUCCUCCCACCUGCCAUCCAGCGCGAUUUCCGCACCGUCAUCCGGUUCUUCCUCGUCGAGCUCUUCCGGACACUUGAAAAGAGCAAGGGGGCCCUCCGUGCACCGCUGCGUGUACUGCAGAAUGGUGCGCCGGACGCCACGCAGCGGGAUGCCACCAAGAUGCGUGAGCUCGAAGCUAGCCGCGAGUUCAUCACUCGCCGUCUUACCCGCAAGAUGCUCAAGGCGGUCGGCAAUAUUCAGGAACGGCACCGCGAUGCCAUGAUGGACGAGGAAGCCCUCUCGUACUGGGAGUUUCCGCUGCUGCCCGGAUCCUACUUGACCCUGACGAACCCCAUCCUCGAGUUCGUCAAGUUCACCAGCGCGGUGUUCUCGCUCGCGAAGGACUACCAGAUCGAGGUCGGCCUGCUCAAGCGCAACCUGCUCGAGCUGAUCGGCGUGCGCGAGUUCGCGAGCGAGGCGGCGUUCCGCAACCCAUGCGAGCCGCUGCGCCUCACAAACGUGCCCUGCCGGCACUGCGACGGGCUCCGCGACUUCGACUUCUGCCGCGACCCGGAGCUGCUGCCGAACAACCGCGAGGUGAAUGCGCGCUGGCUGUGCGUGGCGUGCGGCGGCGAGUAUGACCGGACGAUGGUCGAGUUCGCGUUGUUGGGCAUGGUGUGGGACCUCGAGCGGCGCUGGGCGCAGCAGGAUCUGCGCUGUGGCAAGUGCAAGCAGCUGCAGUCGGACAACGUCUCGCGCCACUGUCCGUGUUCGGGUAGCUACCAGCUGAGCAUGAACAAGGCGGACGUGCGCCGGAAGCUGCGGACCAUCGUGAAUGUGUCUAUCGCGCACAACCUCACUCGUCUGAGGGAAUGUGCACAGACUAUGUUGUCUAGCUGGUGA